Molecule: messenger RNA, 516 nt
Organism: Schistosoma curassoni
Lineage: Eukaryota; Metazoa; Platyhelminthes; Trematoda; Strigeidida; Schistosomatidae
Source: the annotation of a GenBank genome assembly
AUGCCAAGAGCGAUUAAAAGACCCCCGGAAGUUGAGGAUUUUGAAAAAUGCCAUCAUAGGCAAGUGUUGGUUAACACGUUUCUGGAAAAAUCUAUGCAUUUAUUAAAUCCAAACUUAAAUAUGCCAAAUGGAUAUGCUACAAGAAUGAAUGACAAACCAUCAAUAAAUUUGAAUAGUCAGACAAUGGUACAAAAAGAAAUUGAUUGCAUAAAACAAUUCGAAAGACAACUUCCACCAGAAUAUCCAUGCAUUACAAUAUAUUUUUCUGAUAUGGAAUGUGAUCUAGAAAGGAAAUGUAUAUUGUAUAUUGUAAGAAGAUGGGAUCGAGACGAUCCAUUUGUUAGUAUGUCACCAUUUUUGAAUGAAUUAGAAAGAGAUUAUGGUAGAGGAUGGAAAUUUGAACGAGUUACUAAUCCAAUUAAAGUUGGCCGUAUAAGUACUUCAACAAAACCUAAAUCAACCUUUUGUUUUCGCUAUGAACCAGAUUGUUAUAUAUAUAAGUUUUAUAGCGAUUAA